This is a messenger RNA of Iphiclides podalirius (scarce swallowtail), 393 nucleotides long. NCBI's taxonomy places the organism in Eukaryota, Metazoa, Arthropoda, Insecta, Lepidoptera, Papilionidae. The record is from the annotation of a GenBank genome assembly.
AUGGCUGUUAACAGUGCCACGUCCUUCGUUUUAUCCAGCAUCCUUACUCUUCUGAUAUUUUCUGGGAUGCAAAUGUAUAAACCACUGUUAACUAAAUCGCCGCUUACAAUUAUAUUUGGAGGCUACCUAGGGUCUUUGAUGUUUAUGUUUAUUGUGACAGCUGUUGGAAACUUGGAAUCAUCACUAUUUGGUAAGAAUUUUCAGGUAAAACUACCAGAAAUUGUAUUUUCUAUGACCCUUUCACUUAUUGCUGCCGGCAUGGUGCACAGAAUUUGUUUUACUACUUGUUUGAUAUUUUCUCUGUUAACAAUCUACUACAUGAACAAGAUCUCACAAAAGACUUAUAUUGCUGCAGUUCCAGCUAAUGCCCCCGUAAAAUCUCGCAGACAUAAA